AUGUAUGUGUACGACUCGAAGGCCGGCGAGGGCACCUUCGCCUACAUCGUCGACAGCGGCAUCCGCACCACCCACCGCGACUUUAAGGGUCGCGCAGUGCACGCCUGGACUGGGUUUGAGGGUGACAAGAGUGACACAAGCGGCCACGACACUCACGGCGUCCUGAGCGUCGUCGCUGCCGGCAACGACAAGCAUGACGCGAGGAACUACUUGCCCGCCUCUGCGCCUCACGCCUUCAGCGUCGGCGCCGUCAACAACAAUUGGGAGAUUGUCACCAACUGGCCAAAUGGCGGGGGCUCCAACUUUGGCCCCAUCGUAAAUACCUUCGCCCCGGGCGACAAUAUCAUAUCGGCCAGCAACGCCAAUGACAUGGAUGGCAAGCUCAACUCGGGCACCUCAAUGGCCUGCCCCCACGUGGCCGGCAUGGCCCUGUACGCCAUGUCGGUCGACGACAUCCACGGCCCUGACGCCGUCGCCCAUCAUCUACUCCAGAACGCUGGCCAGGGUGUCGUCCGGGGUCCCCUGCAAGGAGCUCCGAACCUGAUGGCCAACCUGGGCCACUAA
Purpureocillium takamizusanense is the source of this 564-nucleotide messenger RNA. RefSeq names its product Oryzin. The transcript has a single exon. Bases 1 to 564 code for a protein of 187 amino acids. NCBI's taxonomy places the organism in Eukaryota, Fungi, Ascomycota, Sordariomycetes, Hypocreales, Ophiocordycipitaceae. The record is from RefSeq and is a predicted model, not a curated record. Gene Ontology annotation, molecular function: serine-type endopeptidase activity. Gene Ontology annotation, biological process: proteolysis.